This is a messenger RNA of Biomphalaria glabrata, 1809 nucleotides long. RefSeq names its product homeobox protein SIX2-like. Gene Ontology annotation, cellular component: nucleus; transcription regulator complex. The record is from RefSeq and is a predicted model, not a curated record. The transcript has 4 exons. Gene Ontology annotation, molecular function: DNA-binding transcription factor activity, RNA polymerase II-specific; RNA polymerase II cis-regulatory region sequence-specific DNA binding. NCBI's taxonomy places the organism in Eukaryota, Metazoa, Mollusca, Gastropoda, Planorbidae. The coding region runs from base 352 to 1506 and encodes 384 amino acids. Gene Ontology annotation, biological process: regulation of transcription by RNA polymerase II.
UUCAGACGAUGCGACAAUUUUACUUGAAGUCUCACUGGGCAAUAGCUUGCGAAUUAGAUAAGAUCUUGGUGCAAACAAUGUAAUUUUAGUUGAACAUUUUCUGUAAACAUAUAUUAACUCAAUGUUCAUUUCUUUGUUUACGGUCCAAUACUUCAAAGUGAUUUCGUCUCUACUAGAUCUCCAGUAGUCCAAGCUUCUAGAUGUAUAUACAUAUUCGAGUAUAGUCAAGAAAAUAUCCAUAUCUAUUAGUAUUACGACACGCUAUUAAAGUGAUUCAUUUUAUAUUCUAGACUCAAUAGCUAGACUGAGUGUCAAACAUAUUGUAGCCUAUAAUCUAGAUUUAUAAAGAAUAUGAGUGAUGACAAUCUCACGGGACUUCUGGCGACAUGGUCUCUUCUAAGAAAGUCAAAGUUUCUCAGUGAGGAGUUUUUAGACUUGAGCGAAAACAUCGUCUGCACGAUGGUCAGAAGUGAGCAGUUUGUAACAUGCCGUGAGUUUAUUUCCGGGCUAACUUGUGAGGAGUUCGUGCUGCUUCGAGGGCGUGAGACCUUUCUGAAAGCUUUGAUAAGACUUUACUUCAACGAAGGCUUUUACUCAGAUGUUAUCAUGUUGAUAAAAAAUGGAACUUUUAAAGAGCCGUGUGAGUUGCUGGAGCUAUGGAAUAAAAGUCAUUACCGUCUGCAGGCUGUGGACACUGGGAAGCAGUUGACAGCAGCCAGGAAAUUUCGAAUUCGAAAAAGAUUCCCCCCACCCAAGUCCAUCUGCUUGAACGAUGUACAUCUCAAGCUUACAUCAGUUCAACAUCUGUAUCGAUGGUUUCAACGUCAGGGCAGACAUCCCAAUCUUAAAGAAAUGGAUGACCUCUCAGAUUCAACGGGACUGUCCAGAAGAAAUGUGCAGGCAUGGAUAAGAAUAUUCAGAAAACUUCACAAAAACAUUAAUAAGAAAAAUCAAUUUAAACUCAGGAAGUCCCAAAUUUAUCUUUACAGCACCAAUGGUAACCCAGUGAUCAUAGCACAAGCAGAUCCCCACACAGGAACAGGAAUUAAAGAAAACAACGAAGAAUCUAACCCAUUUAUUGCUUUAAACUUCAGCAGCAGUUUUUCAAUGCCUGAGGACAAUGUUAAAUGUUCCAGAGGUCACCUUCCAUUGAAAUAUUAUGAUCAUGAUCUAGUCAAAUUGCCUAGUCAGACCAAACCACAAAAUCAUUUAGAAACUAUUGGAGAUAAUGAGAAAGAAUGUUAUGUUCAAGAUCUGAUUCAGGAGAAAGUAACUCUUCACUAUUUCUCAGCAGAUGUGACAAACUCAUGGCAACCUUCCAGAAUUCAAUUUCUUUUCGAUAUUUGCAAGCAAGAAAUGUUUAAUAAAAGAAAAGAAACAUUUCAGCAAGAGAACCAGUUAGUCAGAAGUGAAUUCAAUUGUCCUUUUCCUCCAAAUGUUUCGCUUAAUCCAGUUAUGAGGACACUAUUUGGUCAGUCUUCAUCAGAAAACUUUAAUCAGAAAUAAUUUGAAGUGAAAAGUGAAACCGGAAACAUUGGAAACCUGCCCAUUCUAGUUUCAAAAACUACAUUGUCUAAUGCUGUUCUUACUGGUUCUGUUUCUAAGAUUAUAAUUGCUUUGAGUUUUCAAAGGUGAACAGGUCAUCAUUUUUUUAUUCAUUGUUUCUUUGCAAAAAAAUUGUAAUAUCAAUUUGUUUUCUCUUUGAUUUUUUAAAAUAGCUAAAAGUAUAAAUAUUAAGUAACAAAAAUAUUGUUAACUUAAAGAAUUAUUAGUUAAAUGUUUUUACAGCGAAACAAAAAAAAAAACAAU